Molecule: messenger RNA, 2672 nt
Organism: Owenia fusiformis
Lineage: Eukaryota; Metazoa; Annelida; Polychaeta; Sabellida; Oweniidae
Source: the annotation of a GenBank genome assembly
UGUCAACAAAACAUGGCUGCUCUAAAAAAUAUUUUUGGAAAGGAAGGCGCCGAUAGUGUUAGGACCACCGCCAAAUAUUCCAAGUUGACGCAAGAUUUAAGUGACAAUGAAGCAGAAGACGACGAGGUAUACAGUGCUGUCACUAAUGGUGCUGGAAAAACGAAAACUAGAAAUGGCAGACAAAAAGGAGAGUCAAUUGAAAUGACAAUUUUAGAAACUACGAGAGAUGUAAAUAAAACGAAAGUGAGAAUCUCAGGAAAAUCAAAAUGCACUAUUGCUUGGUUCAUUGUUCCUUUGGUUAUAGCUUUGGUGAUUGGGGUUGGAUUUGGGACGUACCCCCUAUUGAAAAAGCAUGGUUUCUUUGGUGGUAGCACGCAUGAUAGACCAGUAAGGACACAGAAUUGGAUACGAGAAUUCGAUAAUAUUGGAACAGAAUCGUGUGUGCGUCUAUAUGAUGUCAACAAGGACGGAAAAGAUGACAUACUUCUUGGAAUUACAGAGGGCGUCCAUAUGCAAGAAUAUGAUCCAGAACUGGGCCCUGAUUAUAUUUGUAAGAAGAUAGGUUCAAAGAGCCCUUGUUUGGGGGCAGUAAUUGCACUAAGAGGCUUUGACGGGAAGCCACUAUGGAGAGUCAAUACGACGUUUGAGCCAUUUGAGAUCAAUUGUAGCAUAGAUGACUUCAAUGGAGAUGGCCAUCUCGAUUGUAUAGCAUCAGGUCGUAAAGCUACCAUGACUGCAAUAGACCCAAUAAAAGGCAAGGCCAUUUGGCAUGAAGACAUGUCAGUUCUAGAACAAGGCUGGAACAACUAUGGUGUGCAAGGUCUGCCCGAUUUUGAUAAUGAUGGUGUGCGGGAAAUACUUCUACCCCAUGGAGGUAAUCCAUCUAUACCCCCUGAGGUCACCACUCGUGAAUCCGGGAGAUUGAUAAUGAUUUCUGGGAAAACUGGGAAAAUGUUGGGAAAAAAAUAUCUCAAGAUGCCUGAGGAUAAAGAACUGUAUAUGAGUCCUGUUAUACAUAGGAGACGUGACGGGUCACAGUAUAUACUGUUUGGUAGUGGUGGUGAAACAGUACCGGGAUCUCUUUUGGCUAUUUCUGUGCCAGAUUUUUACCGUUACGUGUUUGAACUUCCCGCAAAGGAAGAUGUACCCAACAUUGGAAAAGACAUAACAUAUGCUCCUUGGGGAGAGAUGACUCCCAAUGCAGAUGGCAUUAUUGAAAUAUACAGGAGCUCAAGCAAAGGUAUCAUGGUGCCCCCUGUCUUAGUUGAUUUGACCCACGAUGAAGUAAAAGACAUUGUGAUGUCAGGGUAUGAUGGAACCAUCACAGUAUUUAAUGGUGAAACCCUAGAACUAAUUUGGCGAGUGAAAUAUGCAGGUUAUGAGUCAUAUAGCUCUCCUGCGCCUGGGUUCUUUAAUGAUGACAGUGUGCUAGACUUGAUGGUAUAUCUCAGUCAAGGAACCUGGCCAGGCUAUAACCAUUCAUUGGCUGUUGUACUUGAUGGGAAAACAGGUGAAACCUUAUGGUCGCUAGUGACUACAAUGUAUGAGAUGUCCUCCCCACUUGCUCUACAUACAAAAUAUCCUAACAGAGAUGCCUAUGUAUUCAGAGUGCAGGGACGUCUUGGAAAAUAUGUCCCAGAUAUCAAUGGAGUAAUUCAUGGGAUACAACCUCAAAGAAUAAUCCACAGACGAAAAAAGUCUGUGCCUCAAAAAUACAACAACAAGAAGAACUACAAAGAUGAUAAAAUAACUAAAGAAGAAAUAAAUGACUUGUUAGAUAAUGAUAUAUUUUAUAAUACAAACAAAAAACAGUUUGAUGCAGUGCAACAGACAGGUUUUAGAGCAUCAUCUAUGCUGAGAAAAAGACAAGCGGAUGAUCUCUCACGUACUUAUCAGCCUGCCCCAUCAAAUCAGGAAUCUGAAAAUGUAAAUCAAGGACAAGAGUCUACCAGUAAUAAAGCUGAACAUCUACGAUGUACAGAUGACCUUCAAGUGUUUGACACUGAGAUAUUUAUAAUGGACCGCACCACAAUGUCAGCACCUAUACAAUUGUUCAGUAUGGGGGCCAACAAGUUAAACUAUACUAUAACUAAGGAUGACUGGAAGAAGAUAUCAGAAAAUAUUAAUCAUGAACGUGGCAAAGAUGGAGGUAGUUCACAACAGUCAUUGUACGAGGACAGGGAAGAGGCACAGGUCUGUGUUGUGCUGAAACCAACAGAAAUGUCAACUGGUGCUAUAGGGGAUCUAGAUGGGGAUGGGACAUUAGACAUGGUUGCUGUUUAUAAUCGUGCAGGGCAAAUAAGAGACCCUAAAACCGAAAGCUAUUUGGCUAUGAAAUUUACAAUAGCUAUAGCUAAGGUUAACCUCGAAGAUAAAGUCUCCAAGAAUAAAGCUAUAAAAGUUGAUGCUAAUAUUAAUAAAAAUUUACAUGCCUGGAGUACAGAACAGGGGUUAGAAAAAGUGAAGUUUUUGCCCCCUAGUGAGCAACCUUGGAUGGCAUAUAUGGGGAAUACGGGUGAUAGCAUAUAUUAACAAAGCCAUGUGGUGGAAUUUAAGUGGAAUGAGGUGAAGUCAAGUAAACAAGUGACUAUUAACAGAAACUUUGUAAAGUUAAGAAUUCGUAAAAUCCAUUUUUCUCUAACUGUGACGCCAUUAUAUUCAUGGUUACAACA